Molecule: messenger RNA, 1376 nt
Organism: Dendrobium catenatum
Lineage: Eukaryota; Viridiplantae; Streptophyta; Magnoliopsida; Asparagales; Orchidaceae
Product: biotin carboxyl carrier protein of acetyl-CoA carboxylase
Exons: 11
Coding region: 170-1072 (300 amino acids)
Source: RefSeq, a predicted model, not a curated record
AUCUGUAAUACCAAACACGUCGGGACAUUUCUCCGGACUCCGGUCAGAAUAAUUUCUCCUUAAAAGCGGCCGAUUUGUUCACGCCGAGGGCGCCAAGCAACGCCGCGCUGGUGGGUCUAGGAAGGUUGCAGCAAGCUUGAAGGUUUUUCAGAUUCUUUAUUUGAGGACGAUGGAAGUGAGAGGGGUCUCAGGUGUUGCUUCCCAUGGAUUUGGAGUUCCGCCAUGCAGUAGUACAACAAGGGCCUCCAAAAUCAAGUCUUUUAAGUUUCAUUCGAGUUUUAAGAAUGUCCCACAUAUGAGGCUAGUGAUGUCACAUAAAGUCAACUGUUACGAGGCAAAUCCUAUGUUUUGGGGUAGAGAAUUUCAAUCAAGGCAUAAGCAUUUGAAUGGUGUAGCUCCUUACAAGUGGCCUUGCAAACACACAAGUUCAUUGUUUGUCUGUUCUGUCUCAAAUUAUGGAGCAGGGAAUGAUGUUGAAGAUUUUAAAUCAGUUGAAAAAAAAGUGAAAAAGGAUAUCAAGCUUCCAGAUUCAUUUGAGGUGGAAUCCUUGAUUACAACUAUUUGUGAUACAACCUCUAUUGCAGAGUUUAAAUUGAAUCUUGCUGGCUUCAAUCUCUACAUCAAAAGAAACUUGGUUACGGAAAAUGUUCUCAAGCUUGCUCCAAAUCCUCCAUUAAGUAUCUCAGCUCCGGUUCCAGUGUCAAAUGGUUCUGCUUCCAGUACCUCAUUGACCAUCUCUAAAUCUAAACCUUCUUCAGAUGGAAUUCAGGGAAUUCUUGAUACAGCUACAGAUGAAGGAUUGGUGAUUCUUCAAUCACCAAUGGUUGGAUAUUUUAGGAGAGCCCGUACAAUAAAAGGAAAGCGAGCACCACCAUCUUGUAAGGAGAAACAAGAGGUGAAGGAAGGGCAAGUUCUUUGCUAUGUUGAACAGCUUGGUGGGGAGAUCCCUAUAGAAUCUGAUGUUUCCGGUGAGGUGAUAAAGAUCUUGAGAAAAGAUGGAGAGCCUGUAGGAUAUGGUGAUGCUCUUAUUGCGAUUCUCCCUUCCUUUCCUGGGAUUAAGAAGCUUCAGUAAUUUGCUAGCUCCAACGCCCAGCUCUAAUCAUGCAUUUCUUGCACUUCGGCCCCCUCUCCACUUUCUCAAAAAGGUACGUAAUUAACCUAUGGAAACUUUUUAUUAUACCUAUUUUAGUGGAACUUUAUUCAAAAAGGAUGUGUUCUGAAGCCUUAAGCAGAAUUGACAUCUUUCUGAACAUUUGCUUUAAUGUAUUUCUGGGCAUUAUAUUGUUUACUAUAUGGAAGAAGCUAACAUGGAAUCUGUCCUUAAGUCUUGUACUUUAUGGGUAUCUAUAGUUCAAGUACCAAUUAACUUCUCCGUA